UUCAGAUGCUCCUCCUGUCAGAUCCUCUCCUUCUCUGGACUGCUGCCUCUCUGUAAACUACAGGAACCAUGUUGCUCCACGGACUUCUGGCUCUGCUGGGACUCCUUAUGUUCUGCAAAGGUCAGACAGAGAGCGGGACAGAGGAGGCCUGCGACAACUUUACAGACCUGGACCUUUCCCACUGCUUCAUGGGAACCAGUCUUUACGUCCGCCUGCUGCUCUACACCCGCUCUAACCUGGACUGUGGCAGAGAGCUCAACCACCACCACCUGUCCUCCCAGCCGCUGCUGGACCUCCGCCGUCCCACCGCCUUCGUCAUCCAUGGCUACAGGCCCACCGGAGCGCCCCCUAUCUGGAUCAACCACAUAGUGCACCUGCUGGCCGAGCAGGAGGACAUGAACAUCAUCGUGGUGGACUGGAACAGAGGGGCAGCCAACCUCAACUACUUCACUGCUGUGACUUACACCAGAGAGGCCGCUCUGAACCUGACGGGCUUCAUCAAGACUAUGCAGGAGGAAGGAGCCUCCCUGAGCUCCAUCCAUCUCAUCGGAGUCAGCCUGGGAGCUCACCUGGCUGGAUUCGUUGGAGCGAACCUGAAGAGGACAAUUGGUCGCAUCACAGGGCUGGACCCAGCUGGGCCGAUGUUCACCAGCGCCACACCAGAGGGGAGGCUGGACCCCUCUGACGCCAUGUUUGUGGACGUUCUGCACACCGACAUGAACUCUUUCGGACUCCGAGGAGCUCAUGGUCACAUUGAUUUCUACGCCAACGGUGGAACUGACCAACCAGGAUGCCCCAAAACCAUCUUCUCAGGUAAAUCUUACUUUGUGUGCGACCACCAGCGCUCUGUGUUUCUGUACCUGUGCUCCCUGAACCGAACCUGCCACCUCACCGGGUACCCCUGCUCCUCAUACAGCCGCUUCCUGGACGGACAGUGCCUGCAGUGUGAGGCCUUCAAACCUGCCUCCUGUCCUGUGCUCGGCUACAACCUUAGCCAGUGGAGAGAUGCUCUAGUGCAGCUAGGACAGACCAAAGUCUUCUUCAGCACCACCGCCUCCCUGCCCUACCAGAAGCUGAGCUACAGAGUGGACAUGGUGACUUGGAACCAGUACCUGAGAUGGGGGGUCGUCUACAUCCGUCUGCACAGUGGCAGGAACUUCACAGAGGCCCGGAUAGACCAUAAGCUGCUGCGGUUCGAACAGUACACCUCCACUCGACUGCUGGCCCAGUUCGAUGAGGACCUGCAGCCCAUCCAGAAGAUCUCCAUGAGGAUCAACACCGGGAACAUCAUCGGCCCUCGUUACAAGAUCAGGCUGCUGAGGAUUCGCUUCACGCCGCUGGAGCGUCCUGACAGGCCAGCGAUGUGCCGCUUUGACAUCAUCAUGGAGGAGAACAUGGAGGUGGCGUUCAGACCUCUGCCCUGUGAGUCACGCCUCUGACGGUGAGACCCGGCGGACCUCUUCUUCUCUGGACCACAUCCGAGUCCCAGCUCCAUUUGGGUUACAGGAUCUCCAGCUGCCAUCGACCUCCAGGCGAACCGGUGGACUCGUCACUGACUGGUGACCUGCUGCUGCUGUGGAUUCAUGGUGAUCAGAACCAGGAACUAAAAGCCCAUGUAGGGAACACAAAGGGAACGGAUUAGAGUUUCAGCUCACACAGAGAGUAUGAAUUUACCUCUUUAGAGCAACAAAUAUCAGAAACCUUUCAUCUGCUUCAUAUUCCAGCCCUGUUCUCAUCAAGGGUGACUCAUUUGAUAAAGGGGACCAACAGGAAUCUAUUAGAGACAUGAAUGUUUAAGAAAAUGUAAUAGUUAUAUUGAUGCAAGUGAUUUAACAAAAAGGCCUAAUUUGUUUAAGAAGACAGUCUAGUUAUCAUCCUUUAAACUGGUCGUGAUGGAUUCCUCUGCUGACCUAAAGGUUCAUCAGAUUCCUUCUUUGUUCACCGGUUGCUUUUUUUCAACUCCUAUGAAUCAUUCAGAUGUAAAAAGAAGUCUAAACUCUAGGAUUGAAGCUGUUUUAUAUCAAGAAAAGCAUCAAAACUGCUAAAUACCAGCAGCUUGUCCCAAAGAUAAAAACAGCUAUGGCAAACUUUUAAAAUUUUAUUUUUAAAAAGAUUUUCAGUGAUUAUAUAUGCACAUUAUGGCUGCUUAGUGGAGCAGUGGGUAGCAAUGCUGCCUUGCAGCAAGAAGGUUCUUUCUGCAUGCAGUUUGCAUGUUCUCCCUGAGCAUGUGUGGGUUCUCUCCGGGUACUCCAGCUUCCUCUCACACGACUGUUAGGUUAAUUAGUUUCUCUAAAUUCUCCUGUGUGUGUGUGUGUUCUUGUUUUUCCAACUGCGUGAGGACUUUGGCCUGACUCUAUACAUACACGUGGGGACCUAUGUACCCGUGGGAACCAAAUUUGUGAGUGUGUGUGUGAAUGGUUGUUUUUCCUGUUUGUCUCUGUGUUGCCCUGUGAUGGACUGGUGACCUGUCCAGGGUGUACCCUGCAUCUUGCCUGUAGACACCAGCACCCCUUGCGACCCCGUUUGGGAUAAGCGUGACGGAUAAUGGAUGGAUGGAAAUCUAAAUGCUACAGUUUUUAGCUUGAUCCAGCCUUAUUAGUGUUGACUUGUUGGAAAAUUUUAAAUAAAUCUGUAUGAUCAGAUGACUCAUCAUUCAACGCUCUUCAGUGCAGGAUGUAACUGCAGAAAGGCAACUGGAAGAUAGUUAUCUUCUGUAUCAGUGAUGUUUAUAAAAAUCAAGUUAAAGAAUACUGCAGAGUAUUAAAAAUAAAACAUGGCACAUGGUGCAUUUUUAUUCAUUCUCCAGUUAAAUAUAAUCUAAAUAGAAUCAAGAACUCCUAGUCUACUAAAUGUCUUCACUCUUAGCCUAUAAUAUCUGUAUUUUAAUGAUUAUAUUUUAAGUCAUGGCAGUUUUUAUUAUCUGAAAGUAACAUUCAGAUCAGUUUCAGGUAAGAAGUAAGAAAACUUUCUUUUUUCUGUGCCUUUUUUCAGCAGCAAUGACUAUUUUUAACCUGCAGCUCUCUUUCAAGUUAAGAGUUGAUAUAAAUCAAGGGAUCCAUCAGUGGAAGGUUGCAGCUGCAGGCUGAGAGCUGCUGGUCCAACAUUACAGCUGCAGUGAUGUUUGUUCCCACUGCCGUGUGCGUUCAUCACACUAAUUAGAUCUGAUCAGAAGAAAAGAUCAUUUUAAAGGUAAAUGUGUGAUUAUGGAUAAACAGAGCAGCAAAUUCCAGGUCAUAUCUGUAUCAUCUAUAUCUGAAAAUUGUUUUAUUGUGUAUUACUCUCACACUGUGAAAUAAAGUCAGUGUUUUAAUCUCAAUCUGAAACAUUUUCAGUUUGUCUUUGGUGUAAAAUGAUAU
This is a messenger RNA of Cyprinodon variegatus (sheepshead minnow), 3356 nucleotides long. RefSeq names its product lipase member H-like (gene lipib). The record is from RefSeq and is a predicted model, not a curated record. The transcript is spliced from 10 exons. The coding region runs from base 69 to 1439 and encodes 456 amino acids. Lineage: Eukaryota; Metazoa; Chordata; Actinopteri; Cyprinodontiformes; Cyprinodontidae. Gene Ontology annotation, biological process: lipid metabolic process. Gene Ontology annotation, molecular function: carboxylic ester hydrolase activity; lipase activity.